AUGGACGAAGAUUCCGCGAAGCUCGCGGAGGAGGCGAAUAGGCGGAAGCCCGCAGAGAAGCAUCAGAGGGAGGCUGAUGUCAUGCUGACGUGGCUCAAGGAGGAACGGAGAUGCGGAGAGGACGGAAGCGAGGACGUGGAAGGGGAAGGGGACAAGGAAGGGGACGAGGAUGGGGACGAGGAUGGAGAUGAAGGAGAAAAGGAGAAGGAGGAGGAUGGUGAGGUGGAAAUGGAGGAAGGGGAAGAGGAGGUGACGGAGGACGGCGAAACAGAGGACGGGGCAGGGGGGAAGGACGAAAUGAAGAGGGAGGAGUGUUGGGAGGGGGAGGAGGGGGAGGAGUGUAGGGAAGGGGAGGAGGGGGAGGAGGGGGGAAAGGGGGAGGCGAGUGUGGUGGAAGCGCUGCGGGAGGCGGUGGAGAUGGAGCGGAUCCUGCGCGCAUUGGCGGAAGACGGCAUGAAGGCGGUGGAGCAGCAGAUGGAGAGGCUAAGGGACGAGGUCAGCAGGUACAAGGGGCAGCACCAGCGAGACACAGAGACGGUCUUUCAGCUGCAGUCAUCGGAGUGGCAAGCGCUGCAGGAGGUGCAGGAGGAGCGCGAGCAGCGGAGGGAGUUAGAAACCUCCCUAAUCUACCUCCACCACACGCUCCUGGAACUGCUGCCCCCAGACCUCCUAACCGAUCCGCCUGUCUUCCACACCUACUCCGAUCCCUCUAUGAUCCCACCGGACCUCCUCUCGAACCUCUCAGAAUCUCCGUCGCACCUUCUCGCAUCGGACGGCCAUGCAGACCCCUGUGACGAGUUUCUGAGAAUUCUCCCUGCAACGUCGCACCUUCUCACAGCGGACGGCCAUGCAGACCCUUGUGACCCCCCUAUGAUUCCACCUGACCUCCUCUCGAACCUCUCAGAAACUCCAUCACAGCUUCUCACAACGUUCACAACGGACGGCCGCACUGACCCCUCCGACCCUUUUGAGACGUCUCACAAGCUGCCAGAUCUGUCGGGAUCGUUGGGACAGGUUCGUACAUCGGACGGCCACGCGGACCCGUCUGUUCCUUUUGAGACGUCUCAGCAGCCGUUGGAUCUGCCGGAAACGCCGUCAUCACAAGCCCUCCCAACGGCCGUUUACAGUGAACCUCCUGAGCCGCCGGCCUUGCAUGACGCUCCAUGCCCUUCUGAUCCUUAUGCUCCUCAGCCUCUUCAGCGGGCAGAUGAGCAGAACAGUGAGAGUGCUACAAGCGAAGGCUAUACAGACGAGGGGUCUAGUGGUACUAACGAGGGUGGUACUAACGAGGAUUCCAUCAGCGAGGGCUGUGCCAAGGAGGCUACGGCUCCGGUCGACGUUCCUGCUUCUCCUUCUUCUUCUGCUUCUGCUGCUGCUUCUUCUGCUGCAGGUGGUAAUUGCUCUCCCCGCCAUGCCACCACGUCGCCUACCCAGCAGCCGUGCCGCCACUAUCCCCCACCUUGCCUGCCCUGCCUACCCCUCAAGGCUCUUCUCCUCUCCCGCUUCCUCCACCAGCCCUCCCCCCUCCCACCUGCUGCUGCUGCUUCUGCUGUUGGUGCUGCUUCUGCUUCUGCUGCUGCCACUGCUGCUGCUGCUGCAUCUGAUCCUUCUGCUGCUCCAGCAGCUGCUGCGGCGGUGGCGGCGCUGCUUGCGCCUGGCCUGACAGGCAGGCUGGGCAGGGGACGGGGUCGAAACGAUGGGACGGGGGAUUGGGAGGAGGAUGGGGGAGAGGACGGUAGGAGAAGUGGGGCAUGCAGGAGAGGAUGGAGAAGAGGUGGCAAGUGGGAUGAGGGCAAGUGGGAUGAGGGCAAGUGGGAUGAGGGCAAGUGGGAUGAGGGCAAGUGGGAUGAGGGCAAGUGGGAUGAGGGCAAGUGGGAUGAGGGCAAGUACGGAAGGGGGUGGUGGGAGGAACGAGCAGCAGAGGAUGCGAUGUGGCCGAUGUCUACCUCCCCCAAAUAUACCCUCCCCGAGUCUCCCGUCCCUGAGUCUGCCUUCCCCGAAUCUGCCCUCCCCAAAUCUGCUGUCCCCCCGUCGCUGUCCCCACUGGUGCCGGUGCUGCUGCUGGCUCGUGUGGCGUGCCCGUGCUGCCAGCUGGAAGGGCUGCAGUGGUGGUGCGAGGGAUGUGGGGCCAAAGGGCGGUGGGACGGAGCGGGGGACGAGAGAGCAGGAUAUCAGGUGAAAAAGGUAGAGGAAGCGAGAGAGGAAGAGAAAGAUGAAGACAGACAGGAGGAGAAUAUGGUGCAGGUGAAGGAGGUGAGAGGGGAGGAGUCAGGGGAGGAGAGCAACAUGGGGAUUGACAGGAAUGGGGGGAGAGGGGGGUUAGGCUCGAAUACCAAGCAACCCCAGAACGGGAUACGGGCGGGGAUGGGAGGAAAGAGCAGACAGGCUAUCCCGGAGAAGAGCCCCCCACCCAUGGCAUGCGGCAUACCAUCCAUCUACACCAAACCCACCUCUGCCGAACCAGCCUGCUCCGUACCUGCCGCCACCGAACCAGCACGGCCUCAACCUUUCUUUCCCGAGCCAGCCAUUCGUCCCUCCCCCGAACCUUGA
Molecule: messenger RNA, 2550 nt
Organism: Closterium sp. Naga37s-1
Lineage: Eukaryota; Viridiplantae; Streptophyta; Zygnematophyceae; Desmidiales; Closteriaceae
Source: the annotation of a GenBank genome assembly